AUGAAAGAGGAAGAGGUGAAUUGUUGCCAGAUUCAGGACUGGUACCCAAAAUUCAAAUCUGUAUCAAUCAAGACGUUAAUUCACCAACUUCCCGAACCUUUCGUCAAGUACCUUCUUGAUGAGUCUGGACCCUUUCUAUUGCCUGCUUCCGUCUUAAACGAAGACGCGUUACCCAAUAGAAUUCACAAUCCUAAUGAUGAAGAAGAUUUUCAGGUUUUAGAGGGAUCUGAUGAUGAAGCGGAAGAAUCUCCUCCGCCUUGUUUUCCAGAACUCGAAUUGAAAGUUAAGGAAUCGAUCGAGUCCCUUGGGGGUGCUGUCUUCCCCAAACUGAAUUGGAGUGCUCCGAAAGAUUCAGCUUGGAUUAGUACUUCUGGUACCCUUCGAUGCACGACUUUCAGUGAAAUUGCGCUUCUGUUCCGAGCUUCUGACUCGUUAGUCCAUGACUUGUGUCAUGCAUAUGAUUCUUGCCUUGAUAAACGUACGUCACGACCGCAGAGUUUCUUUCUUGCUCUCCGUAAAUGGUAUCCGUCGCUUAAACCAGACAUGGAGUUUCGUUGUUUUGUACAGAAUCAGAAAUUAGUUGGAAUUUCUCAACGAGAGGUUACGACUUUUUAUCCUGUUUUGCUCGAAAAGAAGAAUGAUAUCAUGUUACUGAUACAAGCAUUUUUCAACAAUCAUGUGAGAGGUAAAUUUGAGUUGGAAAACUACACAUUUGAUGUUUACGUUACGAAUGAUGUGAGAGUUAAGAUUGUGGAUUUUAAUCCUUGGGGUGGCUCUACAUUAUCAUUGCUGUUUACAUGGGAUGAAUUAGAGCUUGUUCAUGGUGAAGAAUAUGAUGUGGAGUUUAGAAUUGUGGAAGAUCGAUGCGGUGUUAGGCCGGGCCUAAAAACAGCAGUUCCGUAUGAUUACUUGGAUACCAGUCAAGGGAGUGGUUGGGAUCAAUUUCUAAGGAAUGCUGAUCAAGAGUUGAGAAAUCAACACAGGUCUCCAGAAGCUGGUGCAUGA
Messenger RNA from Lathyrus sativus (Indian pea), 1005 nucleotides. The record is from the annotation of a GenBank genome assembly. NCBI's taxonomy places the organism in Eukaryota, Viridiplantae, Streptophyta, Magnoliopsida, Fabales, Fabaceae.